AUGGAGGAACAAGGUGGAUUCGAAGAGAACCAACCUGUGGAUCUUUCCAUUCACCCCUCUGGUAUUGUUCCCACUCUUCAGAAUAUCGUAUCUACGGUUUACUUGGGUUGCCGGCUGGAUCUCAAGCAAAUUGCGUUGCAAGCUCGGAACGCAGAAUACAACCCCAAGCGUUUUGCCGCUGUUAUUAUGAGAAUAAGGGAACCAAAAACUACAGCGUUGAUAUUUGCCUCUGGGAAGAUGGUAUGCACAGGUGCGAAAAGUGAACAGCAAUCAAAACUGGCAGCAAGGAAGUAUGCCCGAAUAAUCCAAAAGCUUGGAUUUAGUGCUUCGUUUAAGGUUAAAGUGCAACAGGGAAGUUCAUGGGACGAGAGGAGAAAUUUUGACUAA
Messenger RNA from Prunus armeniaca (apricot), 387 nucleotides. Lineage: Eukaryota; Viridiplantae; Streptophyta; Magnoliopsida; Rosales; Rosaceae. The record is from the annotation of a GenBank genome assembly.